CUUCAAAGUCAAGGCUGGCACAUAUAUUAUGGACGCAAUUUCCAAUUCCAUGUCCUAUUAAAAGCCACCACCAGUCCACAACCAUUACCAGUUCCCAAUUAUCACUUUCCCACGCUACAUUUGUGCCUGCGUCUAAACCUUUGCUUAAAACAUGCCCACUCUGUUCCUCCAUUUCUUCCUUUUCUUAUUCACUACCACUGUUACUAACGUCGUCCCCGCAGUUCACAGCAACUGUAUUGAAGACCAGAAACAAUCAUUGCUCCAUUUCAAGAAUAGUCUUGUAUUUUAUUCUUCCUCUUACUCCAAGCUUAUCACAUGGAAUUCGAGUACCGACUGCUGUUCUUGGCUGGGUGUAACUUGCAGCACUAAUGGGCGUGUUGUCGGACUUGACCUCAACAGCGAGUAUAUCUCAUGCAACAUUGACAAGUCCAGCAGUCUGUUCCAACUUCAACAUCUUCAGAGCCUCAAUUUGGCCCAUAACAACUUCAAUGACUCUUCAAUUCCAUCUGCAAUCGGAAAGCUUGCAAAUUUGAGGGAGUUAAAACUUGAGAAGCCGAAUUUAGGCACUUUAAUCCAGAACCUUACCGAGCUUACGGAGUUAAAUCUUGGUCGUAUAAACCUAUCGGCUGAGGGAUCUCUAUGGAGCCAAACCAUAUCAUCUUCACUUCCAAAGCUGAGUCAGUUGACCUUGUCCUACUGUGAUCUUUCAGGCCCUAUUCAUGAAUCAUUUGCCAGGCUGCAUUCUCUAUCCAUGUUAAUAUUGGAUGGAAACUACAUCUCUGCUCCGGUUCCAAAAUUCUUUGCUAAUUUUUCAAGCUUGAUUUCCUUGAGUCUCACUGAUUGUACCUUGCAUGGAGCAUUUCCCAAAGAGAUAUUCCAGGUACCUACACUACAGUCUGCUGACCUGUCAAUUAAUUCAGAGCUUCGUGGUUCCUUACCGGAGUUUCCAAAGAAUGGAUCUCUCGAAUCCCUACAUCUAUCCAGGACCAAGUUUUCAGGAGGCUUGCCGGACUCUAUUGGCAACCUUAAAUUGCUGUCUAAAUUAGAUCUUUCAGAUUGCAAUUUCACAGGAGCAGUUCCAAAGUCACUGGCAAACCUAACACAAUUGUGGUCUUUGGACUUGUCAUCCAACAAGUUUUCUAGUCCGAUUAAUUCUAUUCAAUGGGACAAACUCAUCAAGCUUGAGCAUCUCGACUUGUCCUACAAUCUACUCCACGGGAGUAUUCCAUUGUCUCCCUUUUCUAUUCCCUUGCUGCAGAGCUUACUACUUCAGGGAAAUCACUUCUCUGGUCAAUUGCUUGAAUUUUCUAAUGUCUCUUCAUACUUGCUGUACGAAUUUGAUUUGAGUAGCAACAAUUUGGAAGGAUCAAUACCCGUGUCUAUCUUUAAUCUUCCGAUGCUUGGUUCCUUUAACCUUUCUUCAAACAACUUGAGCGGUUUUCCUUUUUAUGGCCUUCAGGAGUCGAGAAAUCUUUCUUCUCUUGAUCUAUCCUUCAAUAGCUUGUUGUUCAAUCAUAAUGGUACCAACUCAUCACUGCACUCCCCCCAGAUACAGAGGCUGAAUUUGGCUUCUAACAAGUUGAAAACAUUCCCAAGUUUCCCGAAAAAUCAAUCUUAUUUAACCGAAUUGGACCUUUCAGACAACCAGAUUCCAGGUCAGAUACCCAAUUGGAUUUGGGAGCUUCCUCUGAUCAAUACUCUAAAUCUAUGUUGUAACAAGUUGGUAAGUCUAGAAGCUCCUUUACUUGGUUCUACUUCUACUUACAAUCUGGAGAAACUUGAUCUUCACUCAAACCAGAUUCAGGGACAAAUACCAUUGUUUCUAAGUGGUAGUUAUUUGGAUUACUCAGGAAAUAAUUUCAGCUCUAGUAUACCAACUAACAUUGGUGAUUUCAUUUAUCCCACGGGCUACCUUUCUCUUUCAAGCAGUAACUUGUAUGGGGAAAUUCCAAAAUCAAUAUGCGAUGCAAGUCAUGUAAUUCUUGAUCUCUCUAAUAACUCUUUGAGUGGAACCAUUCCCCAAUGCUUGACUCAGACAUCUUCGCUUAAAGUCCUUGAUCUGAGGAGAAACAAUCUUACUGGAUCUAUCCCCGAUACUUUUCUUGAAGGUUGUGGUUUGGAAACUCUAGCUCUGGGCAGAAAUCAGAUACAAGGUCAAUUUCCAAAAUCUCUAGCCAAUUGUUCAACCUUACAGGUUUUAGACCUUGGAAUCAAUCAAAUAACAGAUGCCUUUCCCUGCCCGUUGAAGACCAUAUCCACCAUGCGUGUUCUUAUGUUGCGAUCCAACAAAUUUUAUGGACCCAUUGGAUGUCCUGAGACCAAUGGCACCUGGCCGAAGCUUCAAAUCAUAGACUUAGCUCAUAACAGUUUCAAUGGUGAAAUACCAGGUACAUCAUUGACAACAUGGCGGGCAAUGAUGGUUAAUGGAGAUGAUGACCGAAAUUACCUUGGCUUUUUUUGGUCACAAGAUGGUAGAUUUGGGUUCGCUAUGAGUUAUGAAGAUGCAGUAACAGCUACAAGCAAAGGUCUAGAUAUGGAUCUUGAAAAAAUUUUAUCAAGCUUCACUUCGAUUGACUUCUCUGCUAACGAGUUCAACGGAACAAUACCCAAGGAAAUGGGCCAACUGAGAUCAUUACAUGUCCUCAAUCUGUCCAGUAAUGCUUUCACAGGCGAAAUCCCAUCAUCCUUUGGUAACAUGAGAAGCAUAGAGUCCUUAGACCUCUCACAGAACCACCUGAGCGGCCAAAUUCCACCGCAGCUUGCAACUCUCACUUUCCUUUCGUGGUUGAAUGUCUCAUAUAAUCAACUGACGGGAAGAAUCCCAACCAGCACUCAGUUUUCAACAUUUCCAAAUACCUCCUUCGAGGGUAACAAAGGAUUAUGGGGGCCUCCUCUGACAGCAAUCGUAUUGCCACCUCCAACGUUAAAUGGAAGCUCAAGUAAUCCGAAUUCUGGAGAUGAGAUUGAUUGGAAUGUUAUCAGUGUUGAAAUUGGAUUUACAUGUGGGUUUGGAAUUGCGGUCGGGUCACUUUUGUUUUGCAAGAGAUGGAGGAAAUGGUACUACAGAGCGAUGUUUAACAUCCUGUUCAAGAUAUUCCCUCAGCUGGAACAUAGAUUUGGUAAUCACAGAAGGCAUGUUUACAUAAAUCAAAGGUAUUGGAGACGAUUAAAUGGUUAGGCAGACCAAGCAUGCAGCUCUACUCCAUUGUGCUGGAGACUCCCCUGGUGUUUUUCCUCCGUAUUUUCAUCACAUGAUUAUAAUGUAAUUAUUUUUUUUUCUUCUGUCGUAAUGCUUUUUUUU
Molecule: messenger RNA, 3301 nt
Organism: Rosa chinensis
Lineage: Eukaryota; Viridiplantae; Streptophyta; Magnoliopsida; Rosales; Rosaceae
Product: receptor-like protein 7
Exons: 2
Coding region: 152-3178 (1008 amino acids)
Molecular function (GO): protein binding
Source: RefSeq, a predicted model, not a curated record